AUGUAUCAUCCAGCUACUAGGACCUCCCACUGGAGGCGGAGUGGCCCGCAGAGUCACUACAUAAAAUCGCACUGAGCUCUGUUGUAAGUAGAUUACAAGAAACUACGUAGAACGUAGUCUUAUAAAUAAUCACCAAACGGGAGGGAUUAUCAUUUGCAACAUACAGACUAAAGAUGAGCAAGGACUCAGAGGUGGACAUGAAGGAUGUGGAGCUCAACGAGCUGGACCCUGAGAAGCAGCCCAUGACCGGGGAUGGCCAGGCGGUUGGAGGAGAGAAGAAUGGCAGCGUCAAAGUGAAGGUUCCCGAUGAGGAUGUUGCAUUCACUGGACUGUCCAAAGAGGAACUCAUGAAGGUUGCAGGCACUCCAGGAUGGGUGCGGACCCGCUGGGUGCUGCUCAUCCUCUUCUGGCUGGGUUGGGUGGGCAUGCUGGCUGGAGCCAUCGUCAUCAUAGUUCGGGCUCCACGCUGCAAACCCAUUCCGGAGAUGAACUGGUGGAACAUGGGUCCUUUGUACCAGAUAUCUGACCUGCAGGCUUUCUCGGAUGGAUUGAAAGGUGUGGAGAAGAAGUUGGACAACGUCAACCAGCUGAAGGUGAAAGGUUUGGUCCUCGGGCCUGUUCAUACGGUGCAGGCUGACCAGCCAAACACUUUGGACUUGAAACAGAUCGACCCUACUCAGGGAAGCGAGGAGGACAUGCUUAUUGUCUUGGAAAAGGCCCAUAAGAAGGGUAUUUCUGUGGUGCUCGACUUGACUCCAAACUAUCCGGGAGCAUCUCCAUGGUUCAGCGACAAUGACCUCAACAAUGUCGUGAAUGAUGUCCAGGCUGCGGCAAAGCAUUGGCUUGGUCUGGGUAUUGAUGGCAUCAAGAUUUCUGGCCUCGCCUCAGCCGCCAAUGCUGUGGAUUGGUCUGGCCUGCAGGGCGCUGUCCAGGGAAAUGACACGGAGGAUGCCAAGAAGCUACUGAUGGGCGUGGCUGAAGGUGUUUCUGCCACCGAGUUGUCCCAGCUGGUCAAUACCUCCAGCGCUGAUCUGGUGCUGUCAGACCUGCUCAGCACCAGAAGUCAAGGCGGGGAGCGCAUCAAUGCCUUAGACAGCCUGCACCCUCAUCAGCGAAGUCUGGCUUGGGGUCUUGGCGCCGCCCAACGGGACCAGCUAUCCAAACGGGCUGCAUCUCAAGCUCUGAUUCGCCUCUACCAGCUGCUGCUCUUCACCAUGCCCGGUACGCCCGUGUUCAACUAUGGUGAUGAAAUCGGCCUCCAGAUGCAGGGUGACGAGCCUCCCAAGAUGGUCUGGGACAUUGAGACGGAGCCACAGGAAGGAGCUGCUGUCAACGAGACUUCAGAGGCUCAGCGCAAAGAAUACAUAGCAGUGAGGAAAUGGUUCAAAUCCCUCAGUGACCUUCGAGGUAAAGAGCGCUCCCUCCUCCACGGCGAUUACUACUCUCUCCAGUCGUCCGCCACCUCCCUCUCUUUCCUACGCCUGUGGGACCAGAGCGACAGAUUCAUCACGGCGGUGAACUGGGGCAAUGCGCCGGAGAUGCUCCAAUUCAAACUGCCGCAAACAGAAGGAGUCGAGUUGCCAGAAUCUGCAACAGUAAAGAUGUCCACCGAUCCAGAACUGGAGGUGGAUUCCACAGUACCCCUAGACAAAAUCACAGUGGGACCCGGACAAGGUGUUCUUCUGCACUUCCCUUACACAGGCUGAAGAUGGCGCCAAGCUGCAAGAAAGUCACCAGGAGAUGAGUCAAUCUGAUGCUUUAAGAAUAAAGGUGGCUACAGAACCUUUCUUUACACAUUUUACAUAAUUUGUCUAAACAACAAAUGACAAAUAUAGCAAAGCAUAUGGCCAGUUGUUACAACUUUGGGGAGGGGGUGUUAUUUUGGACUGUUGUCAUUUUAGAUGUGCACUCUGUGAAAAUACAUAUUUACACAUUCCAUUCUAAAAAAGAAGUUUGGCUUUGUUACCAUGACAGUAAGAGAAGAAGAAAAGAGUUGAAAAGUGUCAUUGGAAAUAAACAGAAAGUUCUGUACUGA
Molecule: messenger RNA, 2035 nt
Organism: Doryrhamphus excisus (bluestripe pipefish)
Lineage: Eukaryota; Metazoa; Chordata; Actinopteri; Syngnathiformes; Syngnathidae
Gene: slc3a2a
Product: solute carrier family 3 member 2a
Biological process (GO): L-alanine import across plasma membrane; L-leucine import across plasma membrane; phenylalanine transport
Cellular component (GO): apical plasma membrane; basolateral plasma membrane
Molecular function (GO): L-alanine transmembrane transporter activity; L-leucine transmembrane transporter activity; aromatic amino acid transmembrane transporter activity
Source: RefSeq, a predicted model, not a curated record